Molecule: messenger RNA, 453 nt
Organism: Entrophospora sp. SA101
Lineage: Eukaryota; Fungi; Glomeromycota; Glomeromycetes; Entrophosporales; Entrophosporaceae
Source: the annotation of a GenBank genome assembly
AUGGCUAAUUUUGCUGUUUUUCAUCCUUUAAUUAUUUCAAAGAUUAUACAAGCGUUAGAAACAAUUCAUAAUCCAAAUGUAUCUAAUGAAAUAAGAAUUGAAGCACAAAAGUUUUGCAAUUUUGUAAAAGAUGAUUUUAUGGCGCCAUCAUAUGGACAAAUAUUAGCUGGAAAAAAUAAUCAACAACCAGAUUUUGUUAGAUAUUUUGGUUUACAAUUAAUUGAAAAUAGCAUAAAAUUUAAAUGGAACGAUGAGACUUAUAAUGAUAAAGAACGAGAAAAAAUUAAAAAAGGAGUCAUAGAAUUAGUCAAUGAGGGAAUUGAUAAUAUAUUUGUUGAAAAAUUGUUUAUUAAAGAAAAAAUAGCGAAUUUAUUUGCAAAUAUUAUAAAGAUUGAAUUAACUGAUAAUUUAUUUGAGAUGGAUAAUCUUGCACAAUCUUAUUAUUUUUCAGAA